Molecule: messenger RNA, 2526 nt
Organism: Adineta ricciae
Lineage: Eukaryota; Metazoa; Rotifera; Eurotatoria; Adinetida; Adinetidae
Source: the annotation of a GenBank genome assembly
AUGAUAAUGUCUUCGACGAAUGGUACUAGCAAUUUACGAGUUAAUGUCGCAUUAUCCGAACGCGAUGCAGUCAAGCUUAUUCUCGAUUUUCUUCAACGACGUGAACUGUAUAUUAGUAUGCUCGAUAUCGAACGUGAAACAGGUAUUAUUAAUGGUUCAUUUUCGGAAGAUGUACUUUUCUUACGACAACUUAUCUUGGACGGACAAUGGGAUGAUGUCAUUGAUUUCGUACAGCCAUUGAAAACGAUCGAGUCAUUCGAUGCGAAGCAAUUUAUUUACAUUGUUUUGAAAUACCAAUUUUUAGAGUUAUUAUGUUUAAAGACUGAAGCACAAAUCGAAAAUGAUCUAUCUGUAGAACAGAUCGUCAAAUUUCUCAAUGAUUUAAGACCAUUUGCACCAAAUGAACAAGAAUAUAAAAAACUAUCUUUUUUAUUAACAUUGAAACGUCUACAAGAUCACACAGACUAUGCCAAUUGGAAUCCAAGUGCGGGCCGAAUGCAAUGUUUCGAAGAAGUUUUCCCAUUAGUGCAUCGCUUUUUGCAAGUGGACAAGCCGACGAUUCCAAUAGCCCAAGGUGAUCGUUUGAUUCAACUGCUUAUUAAAGGUCUUCUCUACGAAUCGUGUGUUGAACAUUGCCAAGCACGUGCCACAAAUACAGAGGAAACCAUUGAUAUUAGUGACCCCAAUUCUCUACUACUCAAUACACGUUUAUCAGAUACUGAUGUUUCUCUUCUUUCAUGGCUUCAUGCUUUACCAACGGAAAUCUUUUCGUGUCCAUUCGAGCAAAAAUCUUUAACCUUAAAUGUGGAUAAAUUUCAAAGACCAGUUCUCGAAGCCACAUGGGCUGAGCAUGUUUUGAGUACACCGUUUAAACCGCAAACCAUGUUUCCAUUCAAUGCAACCCCUACUGGUAAACCACGCUCCACAGAACUAAUGUCACGUUCACUAGCACCGCAAUACGAUGGGUUAUCUUACGGUCUUCUCCGCUCACAAAUCUUCGGUGAUUAUAAUCGAAAUUUUGUCAAUGACAUGAGUCGAUCACUGGCAAUAUGUAAUCUAAAAGAUAAUGGUGUUAAUAAUAAUAAUAAUAAUGCGACAUCGACGACAGUUAAUCUACCAACUGUUGAAGAAGUUCUUUAUGAAGAAACACCUCCUCCACCUUCGCCACCUUUACCGCCACCGCCCAGUUCGUUUUCACCUAUAGAAAAUAAAUCUUCUCCGACAAAUUCUUAUCGAUCCCAAUCACCGAAACGCAGUGUUACGACACCAACGGUCAAAUCACUGAACGGAGUGACAGGCAUCAUAUCGCCCGAAAACGGUAAUCGGUCAAUAGGUUCAGACGCUCAAGCUGACCGUUUACUCAAAGAAUAUCAGAAAAGUCGAGCGGAAAUCCUGAAACAAUUUGAUGAACAAGAAAUUCGACGAAACGAACUACACAAACAACUUGUUAAUAGUCCAAUGAUACGGGAAAUCAAUGAAGUUACUAAAUAUGAUUCGCUUGAGGAUAUCGCUCGUUCACCAGCAUUUAUUCCAUUGGUAUCGAUUGAAGAUGUUCAAGCCAUACGUUCAGUCAGUGUUCAUCCGACCGGCAAAUAUUUUGCUGUCGGUUCAAAUUCGAAGAUGCUCCGCGUUUGUGCCUAUCCUGAUCUAAAAAAUAUUCGAUCGGAUUCCAUUCCGAAGCCUGCGAAAGUUCUCUACAAGAGAGGAAAGCAUCAUUUAGGAAGCAUUUAUUGUAUGGGCUGGUCACCAAGCGGAAAAUUGAUUGCAACAGGAUCGAAUGAUAAAUUGAUUAAAAUCGUUCGAUUGAAUAUGGAUCGACCGGAUGAUGAUUUGAAUAAUACUGAAAUCGAACUGACACAUCAUAAUGGCACUGUUCGUGAUCUUAUAUUUAUGCAUGACAAUCUAACGGAUGAUUCGAUUUUAUUGAGUGGUGGUGCAGGUGAUUGUAAAAUUUAUGUAACCGAUGUUAAGAAGCAAAUGCCGAUCAAGAGUUUUAAUGGCCAUCAAGGUCAUAUUUAUUCAUUGUAUACAUGGGAUGCAUGUAGUUUUGUUUCGGCUAGUCAAGAUGGUACAUCACGUAUAUGGGAUAUUCGUCAACCAGAUUGUGUUCAUGUCAUUGCACCACGUUCGUCAAAUAGUGCAGUUGCAGCUGUCGCUGUGGAUAAUUCCGGUCAAUUAUUAGCCGCCGGAUAUGAAGAUGCGACGUGUUUGCUCUAUGAUCUUCGUGGAAAACGUGUAGUUCAAGCUUAUCAACCGCAUUCAAGCGAAAUUCGAAGUGUUCGUUUCUCUGUACAUUCGUAUUACUUAUUGACAGCUUCAUACGACAAAAAGGUCGUGAUGACCAGUCUAAAUGGUGAUUUAACUAAACCAUUAGUUCUAUCCAAUGUCGCUGCUCAUACUGAUAAAAUUAUCCAAGCACGAUGGCAUCCAAAUGAAAUGUCAUUCGUGACGUCAAGUGCUGAUCGAACAUGCAUCGUGUGGGCACCAUCGCUUUCAGCUCUAUCCAAUCUUGGACCGACAUCAUAA